CUCCUCCAAUCACCAGAAUUUGCAAUGCAUUUGGGCCUCUCCAAUCUUCACCAUUUUACUAGAAUUCGGAAAAUGCAUUUGGGCCUCCAUUCAUGCCCAAUUUAAUCUGUCGUCACCCACUCGUGCAUAGAUUUCCUCUGCAAAUCUAUUCCAGUUGCAGGGAGAUCGGGAUUUUGCCAACUCGUCAAAGGUCCGCGUGCACAUCACUGCCACCGCUGGGUGGUAGAUCUGGCUUUCCUCUCUCCAAUUCCAGUGCUUACUCGCCGGCGCUGGGCCACGGGAAUGGUUUAGAAGGUAUGGAACCGGAGAAGGGGAAGAGGACCGCCGGCUUCCUUUUUGAGAGAUGGCUGCCGGUUGCUCUGCUACAGGAAGAGGAGGGUGAAAUCGAGAGCUGAGGAUAAAGAUUCAUGGAUUUGGGGCCACGGGAGAGAUGAUGGUUUUGAUAGAUUAAUUGAAACCAUGGGGUUUUGGCAUAGAAAAAGAAAGAAAGGCCAUGAUAGGAGACGGAAGGUGAUCACCGGUGGCCUUUUUAGAUGGCUGCCGGUUGCUUUGCAACGGGAAAAGGAGGGCCAGGUCGAGGAUCUGCAUGAGGAAGAGAAGGAAACUGAGAAGACAAGGGCGGCGUGAAAGAGUGGAAAAGGAGAUCCAAAAGGUUUUGGGUAUGGAAGGGAAGCUCAAUCACCAGCAAUUUUGAGGGAUGGCUACCGGCUAUUUUGUUCAAGAGAGAGAAAUCGAAGAAGAAAAGAGAUCCAAGGGUAAAGGGAGAAGCCAUGGGUCGGUGAGGAAAGAGGCAUGGAGAUUCAUCGCCAGCAGUUUGAGGGGAGGUGGAUGCCGGCUGAUGGUUGCUAGCAAAAGGAUGGGGAGGGUUCGGAAGAGAGAGAGAAGCUAAGGGUUGACUGAAAAAU
This is a messenger RNA of Rubroshorea leprosula, 905 nucleotides long. Lineage: Eukaryota; Viridiplantae; Streptophyta; Magnoliopsida; Malvales; Dipterocarpaceae. The record is from the annotation of a GenBank genome assembly.